AUGAAAGCUAAUCCCGAGAUAGCUGAAAAGGAGAGGGCUAGAUAUGUGGAAUGGGUGGACAAUGUAGUGCACUGUCAAAGUGGAAGAGAUCACACUUUACAUGGAUUCACGAUAUGCUUUGACCUGAAUUUCUCAUGUAAGUCUCAUAUUGAUCGAUGGAUUAAGUUUGCAUUGGCGAAACGAGUAAAAGUUCUCCAUCUAAAUUUCGAGCCUGUGUAUAAGGAGGACCUGAUUGAUGGUUGCUUGCCAUAUCCAUUAGGGCAUGAGACAAUUAUGGAUGCUGAUGUGGGGUGUUUACAACAGUCUUCAGAUCUAAGUAAAGUUGGCUUGAGCCCUUCCAUACCUUGGCAUGUUGGAUUUAGGUAUCUUGAAGAGCUCCACUUGAAACGAGUAAUUGUGGAUGGCAAACUCAUUGAGCAACUGCUCGCCAAUUCUCCGGUUCUAGAGCGAUUGACUUUGGACGACGCUCGUACUUUGAAUAGGCUUAGAGUUGCUGGCCAAUCAUUGAAGCUGAAGUACUUGUGCGUAGCAUGUUGUUUUGAUCUUGAAUGCAUUGAGAUUUGUGACAUGGAUCUUGUGUCCUUCACUUUCGUGGGACUGUAUAGUCUAUUGUCUAUGGACAAGCUCCCCCAGCUCCAUGAGGUGUCUUUGAGUGGAUGUAUAUCGAUCUUGCGUAAUGAUUUGCCUCAGCUUUCAAGUCUUCCGUGUUUGCAGAUUCUCGAACUUGAAUUUGAUUAUUCGCAUCCAGCUCACUUGGCUAUUCCUAGUGAAUUACCUAAAUUGACAAGUGUCAAGCAAUUGAAGCUAAGAGUUGGAGGAUCUGGAGAUAUAAGUUUACUUCCGUUGACUAUUGUGAUCGAGGCAUGCCCCUACUUGCGGAGUUUUGUUUUUGAGUUGACGAACCCAUGGUGGAAACCAAACGAGAAGGGAAGAAAAUUGGAAAGAGUUGUUGGCCCUGUCCAUCAAUACCUAAAGGAAGUUGAAUUUUGCAAUUAUUAUGGUCGACCUUGUGAUUACGAACUGGUGAAUUACCUUGUCGAGAAUGCCAUUGCUUUAGAGAAGUUAGUGGUGAAUCCUUGUGAUUUAGGUCUGGAGCCAUAUGAUAAAGGAUAUUUCUCAGGUAGGAUGAUUAAAGUGAAGGAACCUAGAGAACGUGCUAUGCAACAGCUCAAGGGAAAGUUACCUUCUAGAAUUGAGCUAGUGAUUACUUAA
Messenger RNA from Eucalyptus grandis, 1212 nucleotides. RefSeq lists its product as uncharacterized. The transcript has 3 exons. NCBI's taxonomy places the organism in Eukaryota, Viridiplantae, Streptophyta, Magnoliopsida, Myrtales, Myrtaceae. The record is from RefSeq and is a predicted model, not a curated record. The coding region runs from base 1 to 1212 and encodes 403 amino acids.